AUGGAUUUAGAAUGGGCGAUUGGUCUGAACCGUCGCAUGUUGAAAAUUAUCGGUUUAUGGCCGGAAGAGAGCAAAGAUCAGCGUGAAGAAAUAUUGUCGAAGCUUCGGUUGCUAUUAAAUGUCAUUAUGCUGAUUUUCGUAUUAACCAUUCCGGCCUUAAUGGCACUGAUAAAAGUAUGGGGAGAUAUGGUACUGGUGAUAGAUAAUUUAAAAUAUACUCUACCUCUUUUGAUAACGGUAUUGAAAGUCUUCAUCAUGUGGUACAAGAAAAGAGUUUUAUCGCCGAUGAUUGACAUGAUGGUGAAAGAUUGGUUGAGAGCGAAAAUGGAAGAGGAGCGAAUUGUCAUGUUAAAACAAGCCAGAAUCACUCGCUUUCUUUCCAUAUGUGGAGCAGUCAUGAUAUUUUUGAUAUUGCUAAUAACAUUCUGCUCAUUGUGUUUUGGCCGGCAAUUCAGACAUUUGACAAAUCUCACUGAUCCGAUUGGGAAGCCUGGAAUGCCAAUCCAAACAUACUAUCUGCAUGAUAUAUCCAGCAGCCCGAAUUUCGAAUUAACAUAUUUGAUGCAAGUAAUCGGAGUGACUGCAUCCGGCUUUUCUUACACCGCAGUCGACAACUUUCUUGGACUUCUCAUCUUACAUAUAUGCGGUCAGAUGGAGAAUUUGCAUUUGCGACUAGUGAAUUUAGAAAAGGACAUGAACUUCAAAACGAUUUUAAAAUACAACGUAAAAGAUCACAUUCGUUUGAUCAGGUCUAUAGAAAUCAUUGAUAAUACAUUUAAUUUAAUGCUGCUCGGUUUUUUAUUCUGUUUUGGGAUAUUAUUUUGUUGUCACGGAUUUCUCAUAAUUAAUGUUGUUAAUCAAGGUGGUCACUUGUCAAUUGUGGAAUUGGUUUGGUAUAUUUGCGAAAGUGGAACCGUUUUAAUGCACACGUGUCUUUAUUGUGUGGUCGGUGAACUUCUCGUAACUCAAUCUGAAAAAAUACAUCGCGCUGCGUAUGAGUACGUAUGGUACACUUUGGAGCCGAAGAUAGCAAGAAACUUGACAUUAAUUAUGGUCCGUACAAAGAAACCACCCAAUAUUACAGCGGGGAAAAUAUUUCCGAUGACAAUGUCCAUGUUUUGCAAUUUGUUAAAAACGUCAGCAGGCUACAUAUCCGUGUUACUUGCCAAUCAAAAUUAACGAUGACAUCAUUGAAGGAUAAAUUAGUAGUCGCUUAUUUAGUAUAUAUGCGUGUACUUCUAUAAUGUGAAAUUAAAAAUAGUCUGUUUAUAUAAAUAUGCUAUGCAAAAUUUUUCAACAUAAUUAUACAUAAUACAUUCAAAAUUAUUUAUAAUAUUAGAAAUAUAUUUUCUUAUAUAUCAGGACGCUACUUUAACAUUGCAUUUUGAUUACGUAUAUUUUGCUUGAAUCCAAGUAACAAUUUUCAAUUAUCGAUCAUAUGAAAUAAAUAAUAAUGAAAUAAAGAAAAUAAUUAUAUUGUAAGACAUAUGUGUGAAAAUACAUAAAAACACAUUAAAACGGAGUAAUUAUGGCUUACAAACAAAGUGCCAGAAAGAUCUUAUGGUAGUGCCCAGCAGCGUCCUGAUUUUUCUUGUGUAGUUGUCUACAGUUAAAAUAAUUAUUACGUCCUGCGAAUUUUACGAUUCGUUUCUUUCAUGGAAAAUGUCAACGGACAAAGAAAUAACAAUAAACA
Molecule: messenger RNA, 1693 nt
Organism: Wasmannia auropunctata (little fire ant)
Lineage: Eukaryota; Metazoa; Arthropoda; Insecta; Hymenoptera; Formicidae
Product: odorant receptor 43a-like
Exons: 7
Coding region: 1-1179 (392 amino acids)
Biological process (GO): sensory perception of smell; detection of chemical stimulus involved in sensory perception of smell
Cellular component (GO): plasma membrane
Molecular function (GO): odorant binding; olfactory receptor activity
Source: RefSeq, a predicted model, not a curated record